Messenger RNA from Pseudophryne corroboree (corroboree frog), 3430 nucleotides. RefSeq names its product zinc finger protein 271-like. Gene Ontology annotation, molecular function: DNA-binding transcription factor activity, RNA polymerase II-specific; RNA polymerase II cis-regulatory region sequence-specific DNA binding. Bases 135 to 3356 code for a protein of 1073 amino acids. Gene Ontology annotation, biological process: regulation of transcription by RNA polymerase II. The transcript has 7 exons. The record is from RefSeq and is a predicted model, not a curated record. Lineage: Eukaryota; Metazoa; Chordata; Amphibia; Anura; Myobatrachidae.
CCCCGCCCACUGUGCUCCAUAACAGCAUCCGGGUCUCUAGGUGGGAAGGAGCAGAGAGGAGACAUCAGGCACUCAAGCUGUGAAGUAACGGAGGCUUUAGUCGUACCUCCUGUAUUCUCCCUGAUUCUUUGAGAAUGGACACAGACAGACAUCAGAAAAUGGAGAGGAUAAUAAAUCUCUCCCUAGAGAUCAUCUACCUGCUGACUGGGGAGGAUUAUGCAGUAGUGAAGAAGACAAGGGAUUUUGAGACACCCAGCAGCUGUCUCCGCGUGGCAGGAGGACUGAGCAGGACCCAGAGCCCCAUCCUGGUGCCUCCACCUCACUCUCUGAUACAUGAGAGACACAAUGACCAGAAGAUCCUGGAACUCGCCAACAAGAUCAUUCAGCUGCUGACUGAAGAGGAGGGGGAGUAUAUAGAGGAACACAGGGGUCUGUACAAGAACGUGAUGAUGGAGAAUCACUGGCCCCUCACAUCACUGGAUGGACCCAGUAACAGAGAUACCCCAGAGAGAUGUCCCCGUCCUCUGUAUUCCCAGGAUUGUACAGAAGAGAAUUACAGGAUCCCACAGGAGGAUCAGGUUGAAGAUAUGGCUGAUAUUAAGGCGGAAGAUAUAGAGGGAGAAGAGGAGACGUAUGUGACUGAUAUGAAGGCAGAAGAGACGUAUGUGACUGAUAUGAAGGCAGAAGAUAUAGAGGGAGAAGAAGAGACGUAUGUGACUGAUAUGAAGGCAGAAGAUAUAGAGGGAGAAGAGGAGACGUAUGUGACUGAUAUAAAGGCAGAAGAUAUAGAGGGAGAAGAAGAGACGUAUGUGACUGAUAUGAAGGCAGAAGAUAUAGAGGGAGAAGAGGAGACGUAUGUGACUGAUAUAAAGACAGGAGAUAUAGAGGGAGAAGAAGAGACGUAUGUGACUGAUAUAAAGGCAGAAGAUAUAGAGGGAGAAGAAGAGACGUAUGUGACUGAUAUAAAGACAGAAGAUAUAGAGGGAGAAGAAGAGACGUAUGUGACUGAUAUAAAGGCAGAAGAUAUAGAAGGAGAAGAAGAGACGUAUGUGACUGAUAUAAAGGCAGAAGAUAUAGAGGGAGAAGAAGAGACGUAUGUGACUGAUAUUAAGGCAGAAGAUAUAGAGAGAGAAGAAGAGACGUAUGUGACUGAUAUGAAGGCACAAGAUAUAGAGGAAGAAGAAGAGACGUAUGUGACUGAUAUGAAGGCAGAAGGUAUAGAGGGAGAAGAAGAGAUGUAUGUGACUGAUAUAAAGGCAGAAGAUAUAGAGGGAGAAGAAGAGACGUAUGUGACUGAUAUGAAGGCAGAAGAUAUAGAGGGAGAAGAAGAGACGUAUGUGACUGAUAUAAAGGCAGAAGAUAUAGAGGGAGAAGAAGAGACGUAUGUGACUGAUAUGAAGGCAGAAGAUAUAGAGGGAGAAGAAGAGACGUAUGUGACUGAUAUGAAGGCAGAAAAUAUAGAGGAAGAAGAAGAGACGUAUGUGACUGAUAGAAAGGCAGAAGAUAUAUCGGGAGAAGAAGAGACGUAUGUGAGGGGUGAUCAGCCAUGUAAGGAGGAGGAAAUCCCUACAGAUAUCAGCACAGCAGUUGGACACCUCAGCAGGAAUAUCUCAGAAGAACAUCUCCAUUUCUCUUCAGAUGGUGAAAUCAAAGAUAACCUCACACAAAAUGUUCAUGGAGAAAACUCUAUUACUCCAUCUGGUCCCACUUCUCAUGGAGAAUGUGCUCUUGAUAACUCAGAUAUUGGUAUAUCUAUUGCAGCUCUUAGAAUAGAUAAGACGUUGCCUUCUUCUAUAGAUACCAAAUAUUUUACACAGAUCACAAAGCGUAUUAGCCAUCCCCCAGCUAAGGCAGGUGAGAGGCAGUUUUCAUGUUCCGAGUGUGGGAAAUGCUUUAAACGAAAACAGACUCUUUUUAGACAUCAGAGAAUUCACACAGGUGAAAAACCAUUUUCAUGUUCUGAGUGUGGGAGAUGUUUUGCAUAUAAAGGACAUCUUAUUAGACAUCAGAGUAUUCACACAGGUGAGACGCCAUUUCCAUGUUCUGAGUGUGGGAAAUGUUUUAGACAGAAAUCAAUACUUAUUACACAUCAGAAAACUCACACAGAUGAGAAGCCAUUUCCAUGUUCUGAAUGUGGGAAAUGCUUUAGAGAUAAAUCGCAUCUUGUUAGACAUCAGAGAAGUCACACAGGUGAAAAACCAUUUCCAUGUUCUGAGUGUGGGAAAUAUUUUAGAGAGAAAUCAGAUCUUUCAUCACAUCAGAGAAGUCACACAGGUGAGAAGCCAUUUCCAUGUUCUGAGUGUGGGAAAUGUUUUAGACAGAAAUCAAUUCUUGUUACACAUCAGAGAAGUCACACAGGUGAGAAACCAUUUCCAUGUUCUGAGUGUGGGAAAUGUUUUAGAGAGAAAUCAAAUCUUAUUAAACAUCAGAGAAGUCACACAGGUGAGAAACCAUUUCCAUGUUCUGAGUGUGGGAAAUGUUUUAGAGAGAAAUCAGAUCUUAUUAUACAUCAGAGAAGUCAUACAGGUGAGAGUCCAUUUCCAUGUUCUGUGUGUGGGAAAUGUUUUACAAAUAAAUCGCAUCUUGUUAGACAUCAGAGAAGUCACACAGGUGAGAAACCGUUUCCAUGUUCUGAGUGUGGGAAAUGUUUUACAAUUAAAUCGCAUCUUGUUAGACAUCAGAGAAGUCACACAGGUGAGAAACCGUUUCCAUGUUCUGAGUGUGGGAAAUGUUUUACAGAUAAAUCGCAUCUUGUUAGUCAUCAGAGAAGUCACACAGGUGAGAAACCGUUUCCAUGUUCUCAGUGCGGGAAAUAUUUUAGAGUUAAAUCAGAUCUUGCAUCACAUCAGAGAAGUCACACAGGUGAGAAACCGUUUCCAUGUUCUGAGUGUGGGAAAUGUUUUACAAAUAAAUCACUUCUUGUUAGACAUCAGAGAAGGCACACAGGUGAGAAGCCAUUUCCAUGCUCUGAGUGUGAGAAAUGUUUUAAAUAUAAAUCACAACUUGUUACACAUCAGAAAUGUCACACAGGUGAGAAGCCAUUUCCAUGCUCUGAGUGUGAGAAAUGUUUUAAAGAUAAAUCACAUCUUGUUACACAUCAGAAAAGUCACACAGAUGAAAAGCCAUUUCCAUGCUCUGAGUGUGGGAAAUGUUUUAAAUAUAAAUCACAUCUUGUUACACAUCAGAAAAGUCACACAGAUGAGAAGCCAUUUCCAUGCUCUGAGUGUGAGAAAUGUUUUAAAUAUAAAUCACAUCUUGUUACACAUAAGAAAAGUCACACAGGUGAGAAACCAUUUCCAUGCUCUUGGACACCACACAGAUUAUUGAUUUUAAAAAAAUUAUUUUAUUUUUGUUAAAUUUCUAAUUGUUUUAAGCCUAUAUGUUAUUUUAUCUUUCUGAAGUGGGGUACACUGGGAUUCCACAGGAAAUA